AUGGAAGGGCUCCAACCUUCUGGACAUAACAUGAGUUUGCCGGUGUGUCAUUGUGGGUGCAAGAGAUGGAGUAAGUUGUAUUACAAGGCUAUGUACAACAUCCUUCUCAAGACUAUUCCCUCAGGCUGGAGGAGAAGAAUUGGGAUCAUCGAAAGACAUGUUCACAUAAAGCAAAGGUGCGGAGACUUUGAAAUGAGUAGGAGGAACAAUGCAAGAGUUUUCACGAUACUUGGAGGGUUUGAACACAUAAUUAUAGAAACCAAAGCAAACUCUACCCUUUGGCUCGAAUUUCCUCAGCAACUCAUGUCUGAGGUGGGACCAACUUAUCCAAUCUCUAAGAUCACGGAAAUCAACAUGAAAAUACGUGUACAUGAUAUUAAUGGGACUCCUAGACCACCAAAUAAGAACUAUAACGGGUCGUAA
Molecule: messenger RNA, 423 nt
Organism: Prunus armeniaca (apricot)
Lineage: Eukaryota; Viridiplantae; Streptophyta; Magnoliopsida; Rosales; Rosaceae
Source: the annotation of a GenBank genome assembly